AUAAUGCCGUGUUCAAGUGCUCAAACACGCCUUCCCUAAAUACCCUCAUAUAAUGGCAACGUAACCGCGAGCAACAUCGUGAUGUGAUGGAGAUCAGCGAACCCACUAUGCAACCAUAGUCCCCGGGGCAGGUGAGUGGCCCCAGUGUCACAUGGCGUCGCCAAAGUCUCUUAUGCGAGAGAGAUCCCCUCCCUCUUCUUUCCCCACGCGACUCUUUCACCCAUCUCUGUCACGACAGACAAUACAAUGUUGCUCCUUGCCAUCCUGGGCGCGGUUCUACCCGCUGCCGUAACGGCGAUGGAGUUCUUCACCCCGCCAGCCUUCGGAACCAGGGGCGACUUCAGCAAGAACCCCACUUAUGUUGAGUUGUCCACGGUUGAUCUCCACUGGAGCGCUCCUCCCAAGGGCUUGCCCUAUUCCGUGACGUUGUUCCAGAUGAACGGAACCGAGACCACGGGACAGUUGGAGCAUGUCACCCGCAGUGUCGUGGAAAUGACGGGAUGGCGGUGGAUUGUCGCGACGACAAAGGACCUGGACGUAUCCAACAUGUUCAUGCUGAUCAUCUUCGAGGAGGGCACAAGCAAUAAUCUCGCCAUGAGCCACUACUUCAACAUUUCGAGACGCGGAGAAGGAAUAUCCAACUUUCAGCAGCCGUCCGAGACAACCACGAAGCUCCCGACCGAAACCACGGUUUUCCUCAGCCCCGGGCUGUCGACGACCACAGCAACAAGCGACGGGCCUGGAGCAACCUCUGAUGCUGGUGGCACAACCAAAGAUGAGUUCCCCAACCAGCAACCUGCGGGAGCCAGCCCAACUGGUCUGUCCACCAGUGCUGGCAUCGGUAUCGGAGUCGGAGCAACAGCUGUUCUCGCCAUUGGUAUUGCCAUUGGUGCGUACUUUCUCGGUCGACGGCGAGGAGGUGCAAACGCGCAGGCUCAAAAUGCCGAGGCGGUUGGGCCGAUUGCUGGAAGUCCAGGUCAGGGCAGCGGCACACUUCACAGCGGUGCAUCGACGCAGGCCGUUUCACCAGGAGCAUAUCACCAUGCCGGACAGUAUCCAGUCGAAGCCGAUUAUUACAGUCCAAAGAUCGAGAUGGAUAACCGUCACUAUAUUCCAAACACCCAUGUCCAUGAGGCGUUUACCAACGAGAAUCGAAUCGAGCUGCCAGCCCAGGGUCAACAGCACACCGAGCUGAGCAACAGGCCAUGA
Messenger RNA from Podospora pseudocomata, 1209 nucleotides. RefSeq lists its product as uncharacterized. Bases 247 to 1209 code for a protein of 320 amino acids. The record is from RefSeq and is a predicted model, not a curated record. The transcript has 2 exons. NCBI's taxonomy places the organism in Eukaryota, Fungi, Ascomycota, Sordariomycetes, Sordariales, Podosporaceae.